AUGGAUGUAGACUACAGAGAUAUUGAUUGUGAAGAAUUAGCUAAUUGUAAUAAUGUCGGUGAUGAAGAAGGAAAAGAGGACAUGGAUACUUACAAAAAGAUUAAUGACCUGACAGAUGAUGAUAUAAGAGGUUUGGAAUUUUCUUCUCAGGAAAAAGCAAUAAAUUUCUAUGAAAUAUAUGCCAAAAGUCACGGGUUUGCAAUAAGAAAAGAUGAUGUAAAACGUAAUUAUGAAGGGAAUAUAAUUGUUCGUCAAUUAGUUUGUAAUAGAGAAGGUAAAAGUGAUAAGAAGAGGGGACGAUGUAGAGAUCCAAGACCUACCACGCGAAUGGAAUGUCGUGCUAGGUUUCGAGUAGCUCUAAAUCUUGUGACUGAAAAAUGGAGAGUUUCCGUAUUUGAGCCCUCUCAUAACCAUGAGUUAACUCCAUCACACUAUGUUCAUUUGAUUCCUAAGUAUCGUCGAUUGACUGAAUCGGAUAAAACUCUUGUUGAUGGCUUGCACACACAUGGUGUUAGAACAUGCCAUAUUUUAGGUUUUAUGAUGGCUCAAAAAGGUGGUCAUAAAGGUCUUGGAUUUUGUAAAAAGGACUUAUAUAACUACUUAAAUAAUGAAGCAAUGGCAAGAAUAGAAGGAGGGGAUGCUUUUGCUGCUUUGAGUUAUUUAUAG
Molecule: messenger RNA, 666 nt
Organism: Vicia villosa (hairy vetch)
Lineage: Eukaryota; Viridiplantae; Streptophyta; Magnoliopsida; Fabales; Fabaceae
Product: protein FAR1-RELATED SEQUENCE 5-like
Exons: 1
Coding region: 1-666 (221 amino acids)
Source: RefSeq, a predicted model, not a curated record